Molecule: messenger RNA, 11552 nt
Organism: Portunus trituberculatus (swimming crab)
Lineage: Eukaryota; Metazoa; Arthropoda; Malacostraca; Decapoda; Portunidae
Exons: 10
Coding region: 296-2017 (573 amino acids)
Source: RefSeq, a predicted model, not a curated record
UGCCGGGCCAGCAGGGGAGGCGAGGCGAGUGUGUGGCGGCGCACAACAUAAACAAGCCUGGCGUUAUGGAGGUCCGCGCCGCCACUUCACCGGGACAAACUCAUCCACUCUGAGCUCCACCUGGCUUCCUCCACCGGCUCCAUGUCCCAGAGAGGAGCGUCAGCCACCAGGGCGGCUUAAACUCCACAUGUGUCCCUGUUAAAAGUUUCACUUAGGAGAAGAACAGUGGCUGUCUACUACAGCAGUAAUAGAACAGUUGGAGAGGAAACUUGAGAUGAAGUUCUAGAGAGAAGGUAUGGAGUUACCAGAUGAGGUAGCGUCUCCACCUGGCCGGACUGCAGACAGCCUGGCUAAGCAGGCAGCACGUAGCCUGGCCAACCAACUGAUCCAGACCACCCUGCCGGCAAUCACCAAGUAUUGGGAGGGCAAUAUUAAGCCUAAAGAAAAUGUCAAAUCUCCUAGAAAGAAGUUUCCCAGCAAGAGAACACUGAUUAAACACCUACAAAGUGUUCAAGAAUGGUAUCAAAAUAAUGAGUCUCUGGCAGCCCAUGGGUCAUACCUGCGGCAGUUAGUGAGUGUAGCAUGUGCAGAGGCCUUACUCAUGCUGGUGGCCAAGGAUGACUGUGAGCUGCUCUUCUUGCUUACCUUGCAACUCAUGUUCUGUCAAGAAGCAGGCUUUUUCAGCCAGAGCAGAAAGUUCUAUGAUGCAAGGGUAAGUCGAAGCUAUGCUGAGUUCCUACAGUUUUUUGUCCCCUUUGAGAUAGAAUCACUGUACACAACUUGUAUCAACUUCCAAAACCAAAUGCCCAUUGUCAUCCUCAUCAAGAACUCUCCAUACUUGAAGGACAUUCAUCUUUACAAGAAUCUGAGUGAUCACGUACUUACACAGUUACGCAAACACUGCCCAGAUAUUGAGACCAUUACAUUGAGUGGACACAAUGUGGUUAGUGAACAGUACCUCUUUCGGACCUUCUUCAGUGGUAUGGACAAGGAGCAAGUGGUGCAACUCAUUGAUGAAAAAGAUCAGAUGAAGGUUACAUUCCCGAAGUUGAAGAGACUCAACAUGCUGAUGGACCUGCAUUGUGAUGAUGUUAUGUUCUAUAUACAGCAUUAUUACACUGACAUCAAGACCACCUGGACUAAGUGUGUGGCUGAGAACCGGCUUUCCCCACUUUUACUCAGCUCUCUCAUUGGUCCACCCUAUUGCCUCAAAGGCAAAGGUGACUUUUACCUCGACAUCCUGGAGCUCACUAUCCGGAAGAACACACUGGAAAGAUGGACCUUCCAAGAGCCGCCUGUUUUCUUCCCUAUAGUGAAGCACGUGUCAAUUUUUCACUCCUUUCACGGUGUUGAACCACAAGAACUUGGUGCCAAGAUUAAAGACAUUGUGGAGCGUCUGCGAUGCACCAGUUUCUCACACUCUGCACCUCCUGUAGAGGACUUGGACACCCUCACUGUUUGUGUGCCAACCUUAGAGACAUUUGGGGCACCCUUUAGUGAAAUGCACCUCAGUACCUUUGAGGUUGUUGAUGCCAAGAUACUCUUCCAGUGCCUCAACCUGUGUCCCAAUCUUAAAGUAUUCUCAGUGAACGCUUCCCGCAUUGAAAUGAACAGUGACUGUCCAUUCAAAGCGCUCAACACCCUCACCAAAUUGAAUGCGCUGGGAAUGAGUGUCAAAUCAAUGGAUAGAUGUGAUGUGUCUUGUCUCACUUAUCUGAUAAAUGCAGCACCCAACCUUAGGACCAUAGAACUCUUUGGGGCAAACCUGCAGAAUGUGGUGCAUGACCUGGCUAUGUCAGGGGUCCUCUCUAAAAUAAAAAUAAUCUCUCUCCACAAGAGCAUAUCAUGGUUUACUGAAGAAGACUUAGAAUAUUGUAUAUCCCUGGGCAAAAAUAUGGCUUCUCUCUCUGUCAUGAUGCUGAAUCCAAUACUUAAACAAACGCUGUACCAAAUAAAAAGUUACUUUGCUAACACACAGCUCAAGGUGAUCCAUAGGUAUAAAAUGCUCAUCAGUUAGGAGUGAAUAUUGCUGCAUGAUUAAUUGAAUGUGUAUAUAAAUGAAUGCUUCAAGAACUGUUAUGGUGAUAUUCUUUAAGAAAAUUAAUUUAAAUGAGUGAUUGAAUUACAGUGAAUUACCAUAAAUGUAGGAAAGGAGUCUGGAGAAUGUUGAAAAGCUUUUUUCACUCACAAACACACAUGCACAGGCACACACAAACCCACACAAACAAACAAACACACACACACACACACACACACACACACACACACACACACACACACACACACACACACACACACACACACACACACACACACACACACACACACACACACACUUCUAUAAUUAUUAUCUCAAUUUUUGUUUUCUUUAUUUAAUGAUGCUGAUGUCAUGCAUGAAACAUUUUUAUAGCAGUGGUGUUUGCACAGUUGGAAACUAAUGUCAGAGGUUCUCUCUCUCUCUCUCUCUCUCUCUCUCUCUCUCUCUCUCUCUCUCUCUCUCUCUCUCUCUCUCUCUCUCUCUCUCUCUCUCUCUCUCUCUCUCUCUCUCUCUCUCUCUCUCUCUCUCUCUCUCUCUCUCUCUCUCUCAUGAUUUCAACAUUGUGGUUGGCAUAUGUGCAACAAGAAAAAUUUAUAAAAAGGGCAUUGUUAGAACAUGAUGUAUCCAUGUGUGGAAGCAUAUCAACACUGACACAGCAAGGGAGACUGUUGAAAUUUAUGGAUUACCAAAGAAAGUGACAAUUUGAAUUAGUUAUAAUAAUAGGUGUUUCAAAUAUUGAGAGGUGCUUAAGGAUAAACAGAACAUAGUAAAUGUGUUGAUACUGUUGUAUAUAAUAUUCUGUAUAGUAGAUUGACUUUUGUCCUGUAUGAAAGGGGGGAAUUGGUUGCAGAGGGGUAGGGAUGUUGAGAGGUUGUAUGCAGAGCAGACGUACUUUGGUCACUUAGAAAUUAUUGAGACAUACAAAUAGGGGAGGGUGGUGAGGACACUGGAAUCUGCAAGGAUAUUGUGCAGGUGUCGUAUCAGACUUCAGCAGCAGGAGAGAAAUGUGGCUAUAAGUUAUAGUAUAUGUAAGCAAAGGCAAGAUCAGCGUGAUGUCAGCAUCAUGGUAGGGACACUUAGUAUGAUGUUCUCUUAAGUAUGUGCUCGAUGUAAUGGUUAGUACAGACUGUGAUAUUGGCAUAGCCAGUACUAUCUGUACUGUCAGAGAAGCAGGAUGUAUGUUUCAUCCCAUUUGACUUGUUUCCUUACCAUUUACUUUAUGUAGAAGACUUCCUCAGGUUUGUCAGGUAUUAUUUUGCAGCUUGACACAGCUCUAACAUUGCAUGGUCUUCACUGAGGUAGUGUUUCACACCUGCAGUGUUGCUGCCUCUUCCUUUUGUUGUUAAUCACAACACCUCUCCCACCAUUCAUUGUUUCCUUGUUAAUUCUAUUUUGUGUGAUGCAAAAGUUGCUUUUGUAUUUACAUUUCUUUUUAGAUAUUGAUUAAAUUUUUACUUGUGCUGGCAUUGUGCAUAUGUAUCCAUGUUUGUGAAUGUACACAUAAAGUGUCUAAGGACUGCAAACAAGUGUAUGGGCAUCAAUCCCACAGUAAGUACAGCACACCAGAUUAUAACAUGGUUGAAUUAUUGUUGUAAAGCAAAUACAUAUGCAUUUUCUUUUGUUAGUAAUUUGUGAUGUAAUAUUUAUUUGUUGAUUGUAAUUCUAAUAUAUUUCAAAAUGGUGUGUGAUUGGUUAUGAGUCAUUAAAUUAAUUAUAUAUUUAUGUCUUUAAGAAUCACUGAAAUGCAUAUAUCCUGUAAUAGAGCUUCCAGCAUGUACUCAAUACUAUUCUAAAAUGUUUGGUGAUUAUAUACAGUACUUUCAGUUACAGUGCAUGUUUUGCUAUGUGAUAGUACUUCAAGAAUAGAGAUCUCUGCCAAAGGGAAGAGAGCCAGAAUGAGCUUCACUUUAGAAUAGGGGGAAAGGUUGGUCUGACAAAUGCGAAUGUUGGACUUAUGCAAAUUCCUCCCCUCCUCCCUCAACACACUAAAAAAAAAAAAAAAAAAAAAAAAAAAAAAAUAAUAACAAUAAUAAAUAAAUAAAUAUGAAAAUAAUAAAUCUCAGAUGCAGGAUUUAUUUAUUUAAUUUUGGGGGGAUUUAGAAUUUUGGGAUUAUAUUUGUCUCCCUGAAACCUUCAGGCCCUAAAUUACCAGAUGGUGUAGCUUAUUUUUUUUUAAUUAAAUACCUUUUCCACCAGGAAGCCAUUUUUAAAUGUUUCAUGCAGUUGCGUCAUAGCCUGACUCAUGCCCUACACUGUCUGUGGCCAGGCGUCAGAAAUAAUGUCUUUUCAGGCAUAAAUUUGAUUUUAUCCGGAGUAGUACCUGCACCAUUUACUGUGAAAAAAUAAGUGUUGAGUGUACUUCUUCCUUCAGAAAAGUAUUGAUUUAAAGCAGUUUUCUUUGAAAAUAUCACAUUGUAAAUGGAUGUACUGAAUAUGAACAGCAUAAUUACAAAAUCAAAUAAAAGGUAAAGGAAGCUAAACUUAAAUUAUUGUAUGGGGAAAAACAAGGAAAGUUUUGACCUGCUCUAAUACUGACAGUGCUGGGUGUUUCAGAAAAGUUAGGAAUUUUGCAUCAUAUAAUGUCUGAACAUGGCUGUGUAUGUGAAGAGAAAAGAAGAGAAAGCUAUUACUGUUGACAUUGUAUAGGAACAUGACAUCUUAGUAAAAGAUGACGGGGAGAUGUUAAUCUGAAUGUUACAGAGGUUGAUGUGAAGGAAAAUAUGUAAGGAAUGGCCUAAUUCUCGAUAUUAUAAAUGUCAGUGUACAAGGAACAAUUACAAAAUGUGAUAUUGAUUUGCACUGUAUAUUUCAAGUUUUCCUUUCUAAAGUCAUAACUUUUGGCAAUGGUAGGCAGUUACCAAACACAAUUACUGGCACGUGUCAGCUAUGCAUGUUGUAAGUACUGGCAUUGAUGAAUUAGAUCUUGAUAUUGAAAUGGAAAGUAUUGCAAGUUAAUCAUGACUACAGAAUGAAAUCAAAUCCACCGGUUAUGAAUAUUUGUAGAGAGCAGACCACCAGUGUGCAUUGCCAUAGGGUGGUAGAAUGUCUGUUUCAGGGAUUUGCCUUAUUUAAACAAGAUUUGGUUAGAUCACAGAACUACAUCAUGGAUGUAUGCUCAACAUAUGUCUGUGCACAUCAUGCAUGAAGGUAUGAUAGAUUAUUCUAUUUUGUGCUCAUACUGGGUUGUUUCUGCUUUGAAAUAUUCCUUAAAUAUUAAUGUGUUACUUUUGCAGUCUGCAACAGCCUGCAAGAAAAGACCAGUGCACAAGGAGCUGUUUCAUGUUUUAGCACAACAUUCAGGAGCAGACAUUUUGAUUGCAUGUUGGUAUUGAUUGUAAAUGUGCUGCAUCCUCUUCUGUGUGAACAGUAUGCAUGUUGAUUUUUACUCGGAUUUGAAAUAUAUGAAUUUACUAAAUGUAGGCACAUGGCUCUUGAGUAUGAAUAAUGUGUGGUGUGAACACUGAGUAUGCUAAUGUGUAUGUGCAGAAUUUUAAAUGAAUGAAUUGUCAAGCACACUCUUAAAUUUAAAUUAGCAUACUGGUUCUUGGUUUAACACCACAUUAAAAGUAAAGUUAACUAAUUUCAGGCAUCACUUUAAAAAUUCUAAUCACUGGCCUGGCUAGUACAGCAGUAAUGCACUGGCCUGGCAUUGUGAAUGUUGGCAGAUUGAUUCUUGCUCUGGCUCGUGAGUUUAAACAGUUUAUUAUGAGGUUACUGCUGUUGUUGGAGUGCCACGGUGGGGAGUUGGGUUCACCUGGCUGAUGUUCUGGAGAUGGAUACUGGAACUGAAACCAACGAACUUUAACAUUAAGAAUGAACUAAUAGCUUUAGAAGUUCCUCUGAUGGCUGCCUGUGCUGGAUUACUAUUGUUGAUAUUUUAGUAAAGCAAGGAAGCACUGAGGUGAAUUGACAGCUAGCCCUGCUGAGGCAUUGUCUGGGAGCUGGCUGAGUGUUGGGGUGCUGAGUUGGUGGUAGUGGUGUGGAAUGUAGAUAGGUUUGGAGUUAUGGUUUGUAGUUUUUGUUUUUUUUUUGUCAUGGCCUAUAGUGCAAAAUAUACAUUAGGUCUCAAGGAUGUACUGUAGAACCUAAAAAUAUGUGUGAUCUUGAGGAGCAGGAGGCGCUGGUGGUGAAAGAGCUGUGGGCUUACUAAACAUGGCUGAAUGUUACUUGAAUUCUGCAGUCAUCCCUUUAUUUGCACUGUCUAAUUCUAAAUUUAACUUCCUAUCAACUUUUUUUUGCCGGCAUUUUGACUUGAUGAUUGUACAGUAUCAUAAUUAUAUCUGAAGCUAAUUUUGAUUUCUUUCAGUACAUAUAUAUAUAUAUAUAUAUAUAUAUAUAUAUAUAUAUAUAUAUAUAUAUAUAUAUAUAUAUAUAUAUAUAUAUAUAUAUAUAUAUUAUAAUAUGUUAUGUGAAGACAAUUAUCACUGCUAUGCUUGUGAAGACAGGCUAAGCUAAUGGCACAUUGAAUUGGCAUAAUUACAUAAUAACAAAAAUAACAAAUAGCAAGGCAAAUUACAAAGAUCAAUUCCAGCACUAUGUGGGUGAAGAUCUCGCUACAAAUUGCAUACCUAAAUGAUAGUGUGAAAAUUUGCUGUGCAUUGUUCUUUGUUGAAAACUAAUGGAAUGCUGAUGUUGGUACAUACAUGGUUCAAACUGUACCAAUGAGGAAUUACACAGCCUUUCAUCUGCUUCACCUGAAUUGUGAUGAGAUGCGAGAAAUUCUCACUCCAGCGUUGGUGAUGACGUCUUUUGCUGAGCAAUUAGUGUGGUUGCUGUCAGGGCAAAUGUUAUCUAUGAGAUAUGUAAUUAAAAAAUGACAUUGUUUUUGAUGAAGUUGUCACGGUUUCUCUAGUGUGGACACUGCAUUAAAUGACAGUAGUCUGACUUGAUAGAUAUAAUUUGAUGAGAAGUGAGUUGUAAUACAAUAGAAGUAGCAAUAGUGUAACCAGCUAAAUAAGGCUAAUAAUAAGAGAUGGAAAGUGUAAUGGCUUGUGAAUUACACUACUAAGUAAUAUGUGUGUGUGUGUGUGUGUGUGUGUGUGUGUGCGUGCAUGCGUGUGUGUGCGUGUGUGUGUUUCUAUGAGUGUGUGCAUGCUUGUGUGAAACUUUUCAAAUUUAUCUUGUGGGGCUCAGUCAUGAAUGUUUUGCAAAACUGUAUAGCUACUCAGUUUCACAGAUUUACCUCUGUAUUUCAACUGAAAGAAUAAUUUUAAUAACCAUGCACAGUAGCUAAAGUGAAAGAAUUUAAAGGAAUUGUCACCAGCAGUGGUGCUGCUGCUGAUGAUAUGUGAUAUAGUGUGAUUGUUAAAGUACAGAGCUUACCAGGAAGAAAUCCUUACAUUUAUGUAUGUAUUUUUUUGUAGAAUAUGUUUACAUUCCAGUUAGUGGAAUGUACUUCUAUGCUAAGAGACGUGUGUUUAUAAAUUCACUUGUUGCUGUGUACUUUACAAUGAAUGAUGGUGUACAUGUUUUGUAUAUCAACUAUAUAUUAAUGUUAUUUUACAAGGAAAAUAAAGCUGACAACAAUCUAGUUCUCUUGGAUCUCCAAGUGACUGAAAAGCUGUGAUCAAAUAGAUUGAGAGGUUGACUGCCAGACAACUUAUAACACUGCUAUUGCUGCUAUUGAAUAAUGGCCAAGCUCAGUGUAAAAGCUAUCUUCCUACCAAAGUGAUAAAUGAUAAUAUGAUACUCUUGUUUUAUAGUACAUGCAUUUAGAAAAAUUUUCCUGAUUUACUUUCAGAUACAUUGUAAAUUAAUUGAUGUAUUACUUGUUUAAUUCAGACUUUUGUUCAGUAUGAAGUGGCUAACCAAUCUGGGCAAUGCAAAUGUCUUGUGGACUCGUAUGGCAUGUAGGGCCAAGUUUGGACACUUUAUAACUCUCCCAUGUCAGCAGAGUUGUUGUUAGGUCUGAAAUGCCAGACAGUCAGUAUAGGAGAAUAUUUUUUCAUUUUAUUAAUUUCACAUUGUUCAGUCUUCUUCCUGCUGCCAAUGUGAUGUUCCCAAAGGCAGUGAGCUCAGUACUACCAUAUUUCAAUGCUAUCAAAAGAGUAACAUGCAAUGUGCUUAGUACUAUCACAAUUUUUUUCAUUGCUAUAAGAAGAAAUAAUAUGCAGUACAGUCAGUAAUGCCUUAUUUUUCUUUGCUAUCAGAAGAAUAUGAACUUGGCAAUGCUUCCCUUAUGUAGAGCAGCAGUUCCCAUAUUAUCUCACAUAAUGCUCCCUUAUUUGUUUCUAAUAGACCUGUCUGUCCCUUAAUUUGUGGUGCCACCACUGCCAUUGCUUGUGGUGCCAGUGCCCUUAACUUUCAGCUUUGCUAUGAACAGGUUAUACUUCUUUGCCUUACCUUAAAAAUCUGUAUCUUGAAUAGUUACCAAGUGACUAAGGUACAGAUUUUAAUCCUCUUCAUUUGAGUUUCAUUUGAAAGUCUCUAUACAGAAUUAGACACACCAUACCUGUCCUGCUGAGGUUUUUUUUUCUGUUAUUGUGCCUGCUCUCAUCAAUUCUUUCUAGGCAAACAUAACCUAUUGGUCUUAACUAUCUUGGACAUCCUCACCUCGUGUCACAAUCCUUUUUCAAUCCUGCCCAUUGUGAUGUGCUCUCGCUACAACAGUCCACACCAAAUCUUUCCUUACCUCUUCUGCACUUCUGUUGUAGUGAGUAUUCUAAUGGAGUCUUCCCGCUUUUUAUCUCCUUUCUCCAAUACACCCAAUUUUUUCACUAUGAUUACUCAGUAAUACAACUCUUCAUCAUGCCAUUGUCUCGUAUCCUGUCCCUCAAUGUCCACCACUGAUGUAACCACUUCCUUGACCAAAGUGCUAAGUGUCUGGCAUAUUGUACUCUCUGCUCAUUGUCCAACCCUCUUGAAUGGUAAAAUCAUUCUAUGUAUGUAUUAAAUAUGUAUCUGUGUUGAUUACAUUCAUCUUUCUAUCAUACACUAUUAUUAAGUAAGAUGAGAGUAAUUAGUAGUGAAAAGGAAUAUAUAAGACAGAUCGACAGAAAAACUUGCCACAUUUAUAUCUUUGCUGUGAAGACAAAACCCUCAGUUUUUCAGCUGUACAUUUUGCAGCAUACCUGAUGGUGGUGGCUGGUCCCUUCCAGAAGUGAGGGUUGGUGUCCUCUACCAUACCACAUACCAUCUUUCAUAUUCUUUCUUCCUAAGUUCUCUCCAAGGGUGAUGCUAGGGUGGAGACCUGUGCACCCUUGUCUGUUCUUCCUAUUUUCCCAUCAGUGGUAGGGAUUCACAGGUGAAAUGCUACUUGUUACCUCGUGUUGUUUUCUUGCACACAGUCACAGGAAAAAUGUGUGGAAAGGCAACAAGAUGAAUCAGUAAAAGAAAAAAAAAUAAUGUAUAAAAGAAUACAGGGAUUUCUUGAUUAAUGCUUGUUUAGAAUAUGCAAUUUUGGAAUAACACAAGGUAAAAAAACUUAGUAACUUUUUCAUAUUACACAGAUUGUUUAGAAUAACCAUGUCAAGAAAAUCAAGUUGUAUGGCUGGUUUAGUUCCGUGAUAUGGACACCGGACUGUAUUCUACAAACUGCCAUGGCUAAUGAUGUGGUCAUGGCAAGACAAAAUGACACAUGCUGGGCUGUGAGGUCUAAUAUUCUCCUAUUCAUCAUGUUUCUCUUGCUUGGAUACAUUGUCUAACUAUUCCCAAAAAUAGUAGUAUGUUGUCAAAAUAAUUUACUAGAUCAAAGAAAAUUAUGUCAACAACCUAUUUUUUCUGUACAUUUGAAAUUGACAAAAUGUGAGCCUGAAGAGGGGCAGUGGAGUGAUGGUCAGGAAUUCUAUAAGACCUGACCAUAAUUAUGUAGAACAUGACCCAUAUUCUACAGUUACCACCUUUGGGAACAGUGUACCAUCAACAUGCUGUAUCCUUCAGCUUAUAAUAAUGUCAGCUGAAUGCAAUCCUCCAGACUUGGUACGUACUGUACGGUUUAGUUCAGUAAUCAUGUUCACUUUAUGCAAUUUUUAUAUUACACAAUCCCUUCAGGAAUGUAUCCCUCGCAUGAUUUGAGAAAUCCCUGUAUAGCCAUUAGCCAGUUAAAGGAAAAAAUCAUAGUUUACUGAAACGUCUAAAAUUUAUGACAAAAAAGAAAAAAGAAAACUACUUCAUACAAUGGAGGCAUCUUUAAUUUUAACAUUGGGUAAUGAAUAGCCUCUGAGGAACAUAAUAUAAGUGGAAUUGUUCUUUGGAAUUCAUGCAAGUGAAUUCAUUGAAUGUAUAAAAGUGCUUUUGAGUUGUGCAGUGAUUUCUCCAUCAGACUCCUUUAAGCUCAUCAGACUGGCCUCUUCCUGCCUGUCACAGUGGUACAGUGGUGGUGUCUCCUGACAUUUCAGUGUAACUGGUCAAGUCUGGAACACACUGCACACAUCUGUAUUUCUUCCUGCAUAUGGCAGAUUCUUUUGAGAAGGAGAUUUUUAAAGACACUUCUCAUGUAAGAUUAAGCUUCAAGAGUUCACUUGCUGCCAUGGCUGCAGCUACUGGAGAAAUAGGAAGCCCUCAGAACCAGUGCUGGCACCUAUUGGACCAGUUUCCUCCCUGCCCACCUCACUGCUAUAGAGGAUGACAGUUGGCUCACCUAAGAUAUUGUUAUGGAUCAACAGCUUCCUGGUUCACCAAUUGGAUCAACGACCUGCUUCCCCAGGAUGACCUGCCUCGCUCACUUCAGUAGAGGAUGACUUAAGAGGCUGCCCAAAUGUCUUGGCCCAGAGCGGGAUCCGUCCUUUCGCAUCCAGGUGUUGGAAGUAGGUGCACCAGGUUGGGUGAUACCAGGAGUGUAUCCACGCAGGGAGAAGGUCGGGUCAUGCCGGCCACCCUGUAAACAUGGGCAAGUUUCUGGCUUCAGCACGUCCCGCCACAAGUCUGGUACUGAAUCCCUACAUCUGUGCACUGCGAACUUGGUAGAGCCACAUGUUUCACCCGAGGUAACUCCUCAGCCACAGCGGCGCUCGACUUCGACCUGUACCCACAAAAGCGUCUGAGAAGCCUCAGCAUCCUGUUCCUGCUCAUCUGUGUCCAUGUGAUAGUCGAUUUCCAGGUCCUACAGAAGAGGAAAGACCGCAGAGGCGUACGCUCCGGGUCAGGUCAAGCCACUACUGAAGGGAGAACCAAACCAGCGCGUCCUAACAGCCUAACCUGCGGCAGGAAUUGGCUCUUCAUGCACUGGAAGACGCAGUGCCUCGCUCCACCCUCCACGCAGGAAACGGACCCUGCCUAGCACCAGCUCUGCCUUGCAUUGACACGUGGUGCCAUCCAGGGGAGGAGGACACUUGCUUCGCUGCACCUUCCACGGAGGAACUGCACCUUGCAUCCUUGCCAAGACGCCGUGGCAUCCAGGGAGAGAAGACUGCCUCGCUUCAUCUAACUUAACCAAUACAUGUUGCCAAUCACUCUUGUAAUGUUAUUAUUCCUUCUAUGUGAAUGUACCCACACGUGUUAUUAUUCCUUCCAUGUCCUGUGAUGUACCCACAUAAUUGGUGUUAGUACUUAAUAAAUCGUGAUUAAGAAAACUUGA